Tupaia belangeri chinensis (Chinese tree shrew) is the source of this 3283-nucleotide messenger RNA. It is a transcript of the gene ZNF558, whose product is annotated as zinc finger protein 558. The transcript is spliced from 10 exons. The record is from RefSeq and is a predicted model, not a curated record. NCBI's taxonomy places the organism in Eukaryota, Metazoa, Chordata, Mammalia, Scandentia, Tupaiidae. Gene Ontology annotation, molecular function: DNA-binding transcription factor activity, RNA polymerase II-specific; RNA polymerase II cis-regulatory region sequence-specific DNA binding. The coding region runs from base 511 to 1716 and encodes 401 amino acids. Gene Ontology annotation, biological process: regulation of transcription by RNA polymerase II.
GUGCCGGAGGAGGAGCCGCAGGUCUCUCGCCUGUGAGCGAAUCUCAGCGUCUCCGCGAGUCGGCGCGUUUUGGCCCCGGGGGAGGGGCAGGGCUAGACAACAAAAGCAUCUGUCAAGCUCAAUUUGUAUUGAAACUAUCCUCAGUGUCCAUGUGUCCUCUUUGAUCCCUGGACAUCUGUGCCACCUGAAUUCGGGAGCAGCUUGACCAGAAGGUUCUGGCUGAGAAGUUUCAGAAGGUUGAAAGAGGAUAUCAAUUGCAGCCACAUCAUCUGAAGGCCUCUGCGCAGGGUUGCCUGAUGCUACAUGGGAAUAGGCUUCCUCUAGAACAGCUGUCCAGAAGACCAAGGUUGAAGCUGCAGUGCCUUCCAGGACCUGUCUUCAGAAGUCCCCUCCACUGUUCUGGUGGUUACCCAGAGUGCUGUCCUAAGUGUCCCGUGGGAGUAAAAGGAGCAGUGUCCCGGUUCUCCCACUGUCCUGUUCUUCAGGAAAUUUUGCUGUUGCAGUCCUAGGAUGGCAGCCAUUGUCCUGCCCCCCACUUGUGCUCAGUCCUCCCUGUUCCCAUCCUCUCAGCCAAAACGAUGCACAGAAGAGCGAGGGCUGGUUAAUGAGUUUCUGACAAGCUGGUUGCAGGACUUGGUGACCUUUGAGGAUGUGGCCGUGGAGUUCACCCAGGAGGAGUGGGCAUUGCUGGGCCCUUCUCAAAGAACUCUGUACAGAGACGUGAUGCUGGAGAACUGUAGGAACCUGGCCUCACUUGGAUGUCCUGUUGAUAAACCCAAUCUGAUAACCCAGUUGGAACAAGAAGACAAGAUGAUGACAGAGGAGAGAAUUCUCCAAAGCACCUGUCCAGAUUUGGAAACUCUACUUAAAGCCAAAUGGCUAACUCCUAAGAAGCAUGCUUUUAGAAAAGGACAGUCUAAAAGUAUAAAAGCGGAAAGAUGUCAUCGUGGAGUGAAACUCAAUGAAUGUAAUCAGUGUUUUAAAGUCUUCAGCACAAAAUCUAACCUUACUCAGCACAAGAGAAUUCAUACUGGAGAAAAACCCUAUGACUGUAAUCAAUGUGGAAAAUCCUUCAGCAGUAGAUCUUACCUUACCAUUCAUAAGAGAAUCCAUAAUGGGGAGAAGCCCUACGAGUGCAACCACUGUGGAAAAGCAUUUAGUGAUCCCUCAUCCCUUAGACUGCAUGUGAGAAUUCACACCGGAGAAAAGCCCUAUGAGUGUAACCAGUGUUUUCAUGUCUUCCGUACUAGCUGUAACCUCAAAAGCCACAAGAGAAUUCAUACAGGAGAGAAUCACCAUGAAUGUAAUCAGUGUGGAAAGGCUUUCAGCACAAGGUCCUCCCUUACAGGGCAUAAUAGCAUUCAUACAGGGGAGAAACCCUAUGAGUGCCAAGAUUGUGGGAAAACUUUUAGGAAGAGUUCCUAUCUCAUACAGCACAUGAGAACCCAUACUGGGGAAAAACCCUAUGAGUGUAAUGAGUGUGGAAAAUCCUUCAGCAGUAGCUUUUCUCUUACUGUGCACAAGCGAAUACAUACUGGAGAGAAACCCUAUGAAUGCAGUGACUGUGGGAAAGCCUUUAAUAACCUCUCAGCUGUUAAGAAACAUGUAAGAACUCACACUGGAGAAAAACCCUAUGAAUGUAAUCAGUGUGGAAAAUCUUUCACAAGUAACUCUUAUCUUUCUGUGCAUAAGAGACUGCAUAAUAGGUGGAUAUGAGUUUCUACAGAAAAGCACUUUGUAUUCUCUCAUCCCUGAGACAACUUGAGAGAACAUACUCUGGAUGUGUGAAUUAUCUAUUGCUGCAUAACAAAUUAUCCCCUGAAACUUUGUCUCUUUGAAGAACAAACAUUAUCUCAUUAUUUCUGUCAGGUCAUGAAUUUGGCAACUGCUUUAACUCUGUAUUUCUGGUUCGGAAUCUCCAGUGAGGUUACAUUGAAGAUGUCAGCCAGAGCUGCAGUCAUCUGAAAGCUUCACUCAUGAAGGAUUCACUUCCAUGUGGCUCCUUUACAUGUUAGUGCUAGUUGUUGACAGGGGCCUUCAGUUCCUCACCACAUGGGCCUCUCCACAUGGCUUAGUAUCAUUACAGUGUGUCAGCAGGUUCCCCCAAGAACACACAAUACAAGAGAGGGCCCAUGCAGAAAUCACAGUGUCUUGUAUGGCCUAGCUUCAGAAGGACAUACUUUCACUUCCAUAAUGUAUUGGUCCGGCAGACCAAUCCUGAUACAGUAUGGGAGAAGAUUAUACAAGAUAGGAAUACCAAGAGACCAUGAUCACUGAGAACCAUCUGGAAGAUUUGCCAUGAAAUUAAUGAAGAAAUGCCUUAGCAAACUUUUAUCCUUUUAAGCUAAUCAGUAUGAAAUAGUAUUUAAUAACUUCUUUAUUGAAUUCACUCUGGAGAGACACUAUGUGAGUAUAAUCUGUGUGGUAAAACUUUUAACUCAGACUCUCACCCUUAUUUGCAUAGAAGAUUAUAUGCUGGGAAAAAAAAUGUGAAGAAUGGAAUAGCUGUAGGAAAGCCUUUAGUGAUAUCUCCAGGGAGUCACCUGACAGCACAUACUAAGUGAGAAACACGAAGGUCAUCAAAAUUCAGAAGGCUUCAGUGACACCAUCUUUUAAAAAGCACAUGGAAUAUCACCCAUCAUAGGAAAGCUCAUAUAAGAAAUAAGGAAAACCCUACAGCAAAAGUAUUCACAGUAUUGAGAGAAGGAUAGUUAAGUAUUCUCACAGAAGUGACUAUGGGAAGCCUUGAAUGGUCUCUUAAUUUGUAGAGAUGUAAGAAUUUAUUCUGGAAAGAAAUGUCAUGUCAUCAAUAUUGGAAAGCCUUCUAGUUUUCCACUUUCAGUAGGAAACUUGUCUGAAUUUGCACUGCAACGAAACUUUGAAUAUAAAAAACAGCCUUCAAUGAUGCCUGUACAUUAGGAAAAAUAUGAAAAUUUUCCUUGGGUGAACUUAAGAGUAUUAAUUUUAGAAAAAAUUUAGUGAGGCUUCCCAAAGAUCUCUGAUUGACCUUUGGGGAGCAUCUGCUCUGGACCUCUUAUUCUUCUUUGUACAUCUGAGAGCUCAAACUGGAGGAAAGCCCUAGGAAUGUAACCAAUAUUAAGAUACUUCAGACUCAAUUCCUCACUGAGUGACCCCACAGUAAUUUAUACUAGGAAUGAAAAGUAUAAAUUUUAUGAGUUUGGGACUUCUUUAUCAAUGUCUAUAAGUUAGGCCACUAGUUAUUAAUUUCCAGCCUUUUUUUUUUUUUGAGAGUUUUUUGCUAUAGGGCACAUGCACUCACCAG